This is a messenger RNA of Ziziphus jujuba (common jujube), 641 nucleotides long. RefSeq lists its product as uncharacterized. Gene Ontology annotation, cellular component: chloroplast envelope. The transcript is spliced from 3 exons. The record is from RefSeq and is a predicted model, not a curated record. Bases 33 to 452 code for a protein of 139 amino acids. NCBI's taxonomy places the organism in Eukaryota, Viridiplantae, Streptophyta, Magnoliopsida, Rosales, Rhamnaceae.
CCCCCCCCCCCCCAAAAAAAAAAAAAAAGUGUAUGACGAAGAUAAAGAAGAAGCUGGUUUCUUCAGCUCCAUGGAGAGGCGAAGAAGACGAUGCGGAAGGCGAAUUCAAGGACGCGAAGCUGAAAAUGACAAAAAAUCCAGGAGGUACUUCCACCAUGCACGUCCCUCGCAAGAAAUCUAUACGCUCCAAGGAUGAUGACCCAGAUGACUCCCUCGCUGAAAUUGAUCCUGAGCUCCGCUACAGCUUCCAGCGUAACUUCCAGUUUCUGCAACGAGUUUUUAGCAUUGAUACUGUUGUGAAACCAUUACCACCUGCCAUGGCUUACAAUGUUUCUCGCAACUUGAGCUUCUUCACGGGAAUUUUCACACAAUUCUUUGACCCUGAAGGUAUUGCAAAUGCACAGAAGUCACUUGGUUUAGGACAAGAGGAGAAAGCUCGUAGAGUACGUUGACAUGGGAAAGGUGGGAUCCAGGAAUGCGGUCAAAACAUUUUGUAAUAUUGUAGUUUUGCUUUGAAUUUUUCAACAUUCAUCAGAGAGGAUCUUCUAAAGAUUAAAAGUUUGAUCUUAUGGAUGAUAUAACUAUGUCAUUUUUAUUCUUUUUAUCCUUAAAUACUAAUAGCUUAAUAGAUUCACGUAGUA